Messenger RNA from Coffea eugenioides, 1328 nucleotides. RefSeq lists its product as uncharacterized. The transcript is spliced from 2 exons. NCBI's taxonomy places the organism in Eukaryota, Viridiplantae, Streptophyta, Magnoliopsida, Gentianales, Rubiaceae. The record is from RefSeq and is a predicted model, not a curated record. Bases 169 to 1119 code for a protein of 316 amino acids.
GGUUAUAAGAUUACGAAUUUUACGCAUGCUUUAAAGAAUUACAGAAACACCAUGCUCUCACCGUUUCACCGUUACCUUUUCCCUAUAACCAACCCAAAGACCGAAAAAUCUCGGGCCAUUUUAUUUUGAAGUACGACUGGAAAACUGACAGGUAGUGGGAAGAGCAAGAUGGGCCAAGGCGAGGAAGCGAGGAAAGAUGAAUCCAAUGUUGAGAUUGUAGAAAGAGGGGAAAUAUUGUUCUUUUACCGGGCUAAAGUUAAUAAGGAGGAAGCUCACAGUCCGGACGAUGUGCAACGCUUAUACAUUGUCCUUCGGCCUGAGUCUGGUGAGAAAUCUGUUGAAGAGAAACAAGAUUCUAGUUCUGGCAAGGAAGGUGCUAAGAUGCAUGAAUAUGGGAAUGAUGACAAGGAAACUCUCUCUGGCGAUGAAGGUGGACGUGGUGCUGAAAAGGUGGACAUUGAGAAGCAACCUUUGCUGCGAUUCAUUGUCAUGGGGAAGAAGAGCCUUCCUGAUCCAAGCCAGCAGAGGGGCCGACCUUACUGGGGAUUUGUCGAGUUGGUUACUACUAGAAUUGAAGAUGUUAAGGCUGCUCUGAAAGGAGAGGAAUAUGAUACUAACACGAGAGGUCACAGGCGUACAGAGCCUGCUAGAGCGUUGGCUGAAGGCGUUUACCGCAUCCUAAGGCACAGCCCUAGAAAGAGAAUGCACACACAUUUGGUCUACCGGCUUGAAUUUCCACCAGAGGAUGAGAAGAAUGAAGCUCAGGAGUCGCUCAACGUUGAACGCGAAGGGUCAUUCCUCAUCCAGAUUAAGAAUCCAGAGCAGCAAGGCACUUCGAGGUUUGCUGGGCUUCAGAGUAAGCGAAAGGCAACAUUUCCUGCCCAUCUGCAGGGCCAAUUUGGGAAUCGACGAUUUAAUCCAGCCGAUCCACCUGAUUUUCUAAACUAUGAAGGGUGUGAAUUUCUGCUUAUAGCCGCAUCUGAUGACAUAGAAGAGGAGCUAGGAUUGGAGCUUAGGACAGAAGUAGAAAACUCGCACGAUCCAUCAUGUUCAGAUUUAGUCAGGACUUUUGGGGAAACUGCUUCAAUCAAACCUCUCCUUGAGGGAACUUGGGUUUAAUAUUCCCCUUCUUGUUUCCAGUACGAUUUGCCAGGAUGUUGAUAAAUGUUGGCAAAUCAGGACUUGAGCAGUACUAGCUUUUGGUCGACACAGUAGUUGGUUUGGUGCUUUUGGUUUUGGUAAUUCUAGCCUUCUAGGCGUGUUGUCAGCUAGGUAGCUAUAUCUGUACAUAGUUUGGCUUGUUCAGUUUGCUUGAAUCUUAUCGUCUC